Molecule: messenger RNA, 784 nt
Organism: Fusarium redolens
Lineage: Eukaryota; Fungi; Ascomycota; Sordariomycetes; Hypocreales; Nectriaceae
Exons: 2
Coding region: 226-603 (125 amino acids)
Source: RefSeq, a predicted model, not a curated record
AGCGUUUAUUUUGUUCGCGUUUCCUCCAUUGAUAUCCUUUUGUCAUAACAACAUCCCCUCUCAUGCUCUGCCUUCUCUCCACCGUCUUUGCCGCCUUAUAAUAAGCUCUUAUAUGCUUGGAUUUCCGCCUUUUUUAACCUUCGUUCAUAACUACAACUACAACCUUACACAUCGUCAAUCCACCACUCGUCACGUUUAGCGAGAGCCAGCAACAGCAACAUCACAAUGGGUGGCUUCUAUAUGCAAUAUCUUGAGAGCCUUUGCCGACGUCGAGGAUGGACAGACCCCAUGUACGAGUGCUACCGGGACCAUAACGGCUACACUUGCCUUGUUCUUGUCAAUGGCCGCGAAUACCAGACGGACCUCGCAUACGAAUCUGAUGUUCUAGCCCAAGAGAACGCAGCCAUGCGUGCCUUCAUGGUCUGUCGUAACUUUUCUGUCAAUGGGGGUAUGCUGGCUCGCAAUGGUAUCGUCCAAGGGCUUCCUGCACAGGAACCGUCUCGUCGCCGCAAGAGCCGCCACACGUCUUCUCGAGACAGCGACCGCCACAGUAGGCGAUCAGGACACCAUUCCAGCAGUAGCUCGACUGCAUCAUUCGACUAGAAAAGCACCAGGAGACAGCCAUUGGCGGGUGAUUGAGUCCAGCUUGACAAUGCUUUGAUGAGCUCAGAUCAGCGUUGAGGCCAGCUCAUAUGGGAGCAUGUCCGAGAAACACGAGGAGAAGGAAUCACACACAAGACGACUUACAAGCGGUUGAAAUGCUUCACAGCAAUCCCAAGGAUAU